AUGACAGAAGGACACACCAAGGAGAAAUUGCUAGAGCUGCGACGCUUCCUGCUGCUGACCGUCUACAAGAACACACUUAAUCAGUUGGUCCUGCAGCAGCGUUCGCAGCGUCUAAAUGCCCGUAAGCCGCUCUCCCUGCCCGCCUCUCUUCGGCGACGACGCAGCUCGUCGCUGGGGGACCAGGAGAAACCGGAGCAUGUCCUUAUUACUGGAAAGGUCCUUCCACGACUGGAAUCCCUGCUGGGCGAGACGGAGAACGAUGCCGAUCAGCUGGACGAGGAUGUGCUGGACGCCUUGAAAUUCGAGCGUGAUAUGGAUGCCCUGCGAGCAAUCUACGAGGUGGCCAUGGAUGAUGAGGAAUUGAAAGAGAGGACAAUUAUUUCCGAGGACGAAAAGGAUGAGGCGUCGGCAUCUGAAAUGGAAGAAACUGCCCCUAAGGAUGUGGGUAUUCAGAAGAUUGAAAUACAACAGAAAACUGUAAAGCCAGAGUUGGAAAUUGUAAAAGGUAAAGAUGAUACAGAUACAGCAAAGUGUCAAAUUUUGGAUUUUAAUGUCCUAGAGAAGCAAGCCAUUAGAGUGGAAAAAAGUACAUCCUUUGAAGGUGAAAGUAUUGAUGUGCCACAACCAGAAACCGAAUCGAAGGAGACGCCUCCAGAGGAGGAGGAUAUAAGCCUGAGAAACCUUAAGCAGGCCAUAGAAGCCUUUGGUGGCAACAAGAGCGAAGUGUCUCAAGCGGCUCAACAGCUGCAAGAGUCCAAGGACGAGCUGAAAAAACUCAAGGAUGAUCUAGAGACUGAGAAGCGGGUGACCAAGGAAAAGUUGCUGAAUCUGGAGGAUCGCAUUGCCGAGACCAAAUACAAACUCCGCUGUGUCUCACGAGUCAACGAUCUGGAGUACAGUCUGGUGCAACGGUGGGAGGAGGGACGACUGGCCCAAGGAACUAUUUGGGGUGAGAACGCCGAAAGGGCUUAUUUGCGGGAUAUUCUGGACAUCAAACAGAAACUGGCUCGCGAGGAGCGUGUGAGCAAGGAGUUGAGAUCCUUUCGUCAGCGUGAAAUUGUGGAUCUGCACCGCAGGAUCGAGGAGUGGCAGGAAAAGUAUAUCAGCGAGAUGCGGCGGGUGGAUCGUGAGGCCGAGGCCUGGGAGCUGCGCAUCCUUGAACAGAAAAAGCAGCUCGAAAGGCAUCGGGAGAUCUACGAGGAACGGAUGAUCUUUGUGCAGGAGUAUCGCGCCCAGAAGGCCGAGGAGCAGCGUCUGCACGAUCUCCAGGUGCAUCGCAUCGAGUGUGCCGUCAGGUUGCAGGCCUGGUGGCGCGGCACCAUGGUGCGACGAGGUCUGGGUCCCUUCAAGAAGAAACCGAAGCGCGGCAAGCGAGGCAAGCCCAAGAAAUAG
Messenger RNA from Drosophila serrata, 1392 nucleotides. RefSeq lists its product as uncharacterized. Gene Ontology annotation, cellular component: cytoplasm; motile cilium. Lineage: Eukaryota; Metazoa; Arthropoda; Insecta; Diptera; Drosophilidae. Gene Ontology annotation, biological process: cilium organization. The record is from RefSeq and is a predicted model, not a curated record.